CUGAGGCAGGUAAGCUCUGGUGACCAGAUAAUGAGGUGGUCACUAUCUGGGUGGCAUCAUGGCGGAUACAGACGUCGACCGUUAUAGGAUGAAGUCCAAGCCGCGAGGGAUCUGCUUGAUCAUUGACAACAUUAACGAAGUACCAAACCGUGCCCCCCACAAACAUAAGUUGUCCGAAACAUUCAGGAAGUUACACUUCGAUGUUCAGUUUCACAAUCAACUCAAUGAUGCACAAUUUACGCGUGUGAUACGACGUGUAGCAAGUGUAGACCACGAGACAUUUGAUUGCGUGGUCGUAUUUAUUACCGCCCACGGGGACGACGAUGUCGUGUUUACCGUCGACGACAGGUCUUUUUGUAUAGAUGAAUUAGCUAGUCACUUCAAGCCUGAAAACUGUCCAUCUCUGGCUGGUAAACCCAAGUUGUUCUUUAUAGAGGCCUGCCGGGGAGAAGAUAAGCAACACGCCCUCAAACUGGUGGACACUGUCGACGCAUCUGGGGCCACACGAUUCCCAAAUGAAGCUGAUUUCUUUUUCGGCUACUCAACUGUGAAAUCCUUUGUUACCUACAACGGGUGGUACAGGAAACUUGUUGCAGAUACAUUUGAUCAAAAGGCCGAACGUGACCACCUUUUGGAUAUGAUGACCGAGGUCAAUCGCAAGAUGUCGGAACUUGAGCACUUGGAUGACGACGGGUCGCUCACCAUCCAGACAUCGGAGAUGACUAGUCGUCUCAGAAGAAAGGUCUUCUUCAACCCAGAGACCUGAUUACCACUCUCGGAGUGGCCCAUGAAUGAUACAGCGAGUGAAUGAGCUUUCCACUGACUUUAACAAUAUUUCAGGAUCACCAGGGAGUGUUUGCGUGCGACGAACACAGGACGUGACGGGAGGUCGUACGGGUUCUACAGGGUAUAUGCGAUACUAUUCCUACAGCAUCGUUUGUUAUCAACGCAAAUUGAUUAUUAUCAAGUUUUUGUUUUUUUUAUUUUCUUUAAUAAAUUCGAAUUAUCUGCGCA
Molecule: messenger RNA, 1014 nt
Organism: Haliotis rubra (blacklip abalone)
Lineage: Eukaryota; Metazoa; Mollusca; Gastropoda; Lepetellida; Haliotidae
Product: caspase-8-like
Exons: 6
Coding region: 59-766 (235 amino acids)
Biological process (GO): proteolysis
Molecular function (GO): cysteine-type endopeptidase activity
Source: RefSeq, a predicted model, not a curated record